AGUUGAACAUUACAGUCAACACGAUGGAAUCGUUACCGAAAUGUACAAUAUUGAAAUUUCAUCCUGACACAUUGGAGCAAGUGAGGAAAGCUGUCAACUUCGACAAGCCGGAGGAAAUUCGUGAUGCGUUAAAGAUAUUGAAAGAGUGGAUAAAACAGCAACCGCAUCUUCUGAAAAAGGACUUUAACGACCAUUUCCUCGAGAUUACGAUAAUAGGACAAAAGGGAUCUUUAGAACGGGCAAAAAAGCAAAUAGACUCCGUAUGCACUAUAAGGACAUUGCUUCCAAGAUAUUUUGGUGAUUUUGAUAUCAAGAAAGAGUUUGCAAGAAUGCUCAGUAGAACGUAUGUGGUGCUGCUUCCAAGGUUAACAAAAAAAUAUCAGAGGGUUUCCAUACUUAAAAUUCAUGGAAUUGUUGAAGACGUGGAACAAUUUCUUGAAUACUACAGAUACUCGGUCAUUCUUGCAGAAUACGCGAAGACUCAUGAUUAUGUGGAUGCCUACCAACAUAUAAUAGAUAUGACGGAAUGUAACUUGGGUGAAUUUUUGGCUAAGGCUAAUCCACUUGAGUUGCGACAAAUUGUCACUAUAUUCGUAGGAUGCUACGGGAUACGCUUAAAAGGAAUCCACAUAAUUUCAAAAUCCAAAUUAGUUCAAUCCUUCCUCUCCAUACUGAAGCUUGUGUUAAAACCAAAACUAAUCCAACGUCUGCAGUGUCAUGAGAACUAUGAUGAGAUACUUAAAUUAAUAGGAGAAGAAGUGCUGCCGAUCGACUUCGGUGGUACUGAACAAUCCCUUGCCUAUAUACAAAAUCAAUGGAUUGAGGUUUUGUCUUCACCUAAGCACAGAGAAUAUGUUAACGACAUGAAUUUGGCAUCUACAGAUGAGAGUCUUCGACCGAAAGGAGAAUUUAAUGAAGAGUAUGCUGGAUUACCAGGAACAUUUAGAGCUUUAAGCGUAGACUAAACAUUAGUUGAACUAAAUUUAUGUAAUGUUUAAUAUUUUUAUAUAUAUUUGUAUAUGGGCUACAUUAACUAAGUAUUUAUUAUACAUGAAGACAAAACUUUCAAAGAGCUUCAGCCCAUAUAAAUAGGUGUUAAAACAAUAAAUAUUAAACAAAUGGUUUUUCUUCUCUCUACUUGAUCAAAACACAAACGGGUAAGUGAAUGUAUGCGUAUGUUUAUAAAUAAUAUAUAAAAACAUUGAAUGGUGUAACAUUAUGAUUACUAAAUUUUUCUUUUAAUAAAUAUUCUAUGCGUUAUUGAAAAAUAUUAGUAGAAAAUUGAGAUCAAAUAAAAUAUACUCAAAAU
Leptidea sinapis is the source of this 1309-nucleotide messenger RNA. RefSeq lists its product as uncharacterized. The record is from RefSeq and is a predicted model, not a curated record. The transcript is spliced from 6 exons. Gene Ontology annotation, cellular component: membrane. Gene Ontology annotation, molecular function: phosphatidylinositol bisphosphate binding. Lineage: Eukaryota; Metazoa; Arthropoda; Insecta; Lepidoptera; Pieridae. Bases 24 to 965 code for a protein of 313 amino acids.